Messenger RNA from Alnus glutinosa, 1869 nucleotides. RefSeq names its product beta-glucosidase 11-like. The record is from RefSeq and is a predicted model, not a curated record. Gene Ontology annotation, molecular function: beta-glucosidase activity. Bases 81 to 1619 code for a protein of 512 amino acids. Gene Ontology annotation, biological process: carbohydrate metabolic process. Lineage: Eukaryota; Viridiplantae; Streptophyta; Magnoliopsida; Fagales; Betulaceae. The transcript has 13 exons.
AUAAAGGGAUAAUAACCUGAGAGCCACUCUGUGUGUGGGGCUAUAAAUGAAAGGAUGAUAAGAAUUAAGGCUUGGGGAAGAUGGUGAGGCUCUGUUUCUUCUCCGUAUUUCUUCUUAUAAACUUAGGAGCAGUAAUUGUAGGCGGUGAUGGAUUUAGCAGAGACGAGUUCCCACCACCACCAGGCUUUGUGUUUGGUUCUGGGACCUCAGCAUACCAGGUUGAAGGAGCUGCAGACAAAGACGGUAGGGCGCCUAGCAUAUGGGAUACCUUCGCCCAUUCUGGGAAAAUGCAUGGAGACAAUGGUGACAUAGCAUGUGAUGAGUAUCACAGAUACAAGGAAGAUGUCCAGCUCAUGGUGGAUACUGGCUUAGAGGCUUAUAGAUUUUCCAUCUCAUGGUCAAGACUUAUUCCAAAUGGAAGAGGACCUGUCAAUCUAAAGGGUCUACAAUAUUACAACAAUCUUAUCAAUGAACUAAUCAGCAAUGGAAUCCAACCGCAUGUCACAUUACACCACAGUGACCUUCCACAGGCACUGGAAGAUGAGUAUGGAGGAUGGCUUAAUCGAAAAAUUGUGAAAGACUUCACGGCAUAUGUAGACGUGUGUUUCAGGAAUUUUGGUGACAGGGUUUCACAUUGGACAACUGUGAACGAGGCCAAUGUGUUCGUGCUCGGGGGUUAUGAUGGGGGAUAUCUACCACCUCAGCAUUGUUCUUCCCCGUUCGGAGUUAACUGCACUAGAGGCAACUCCACAACUGAGCCAUACCUAGCAGCUCAUCAUAUCUUGUUGGCCCAUGCAUCAGCUGCUAUAUUGUACAAGGAAAAGUACCAGGACAAACAACAUGGAUUUAUAGGAAUCAAUCUCUUUGCUUAUUGGAUUGUUCCUCUAACAAACACAACUGAAGAUGCAAUUGCCAGUCAAAGAGCCAUGGACUUCAUGAUUGGUUGGUAUGUGGAUCCCUUGAUGUACGGAGACUAUCCUGAUGUAAUGAAAAGGAAUGCAGGAACAAGACUUCCAACCUUCACCAAUCUUGAAUCUAAUCAAGUUAAGGGUUCGUUUGACUUCCUAGGACUAAAUUACUAUGUAACAGUGCAUGUCAAGGACGACCCCAGCAAACUAGAGAUGGAGGUCAGAAACUUUGAUGCAGACAUGGCAGUAGAUUUGAGACUUGCAGAUAUUCAAAAGGAUACGUCUGGAUCUGAGUUUCCAAUUACGCCCUGGGGUUUGCAAGCACUGCUGGAGUACUUUAAACAAGUUUAUGGAAAUCCUCCUAUUUACAUUUAUGAGAAUGGACAACAAACACCAAGGAAUUCAUCAUUGGAAGACUGGCCAAGGGUGAAAUACUUGCAUGGAUAUAUUGGGGCUUUGCUUGAUGCAUUGAGGAAUGGAUCAAACACAAGGGGUUAUUUUCAAUGGUCUUUCUUGGAUGUAUUCGAGAUGUUGGACGGCUAUGAAUCGGGCUUUGGCCUUUACCAUGUAGAUUUCAAUGACCCGGAUUUAAAAAGACAACCAAAGCUCUCUGCUCAUUGGUACAAGCAUUUCUUGAAGAGCAAAGGUGUCAGCUCACAUGGGUUUAUACAACUUGAGAAGAAUUUAUCUGCGCUUUCUCAUACUCGGUAGAUGCUUCCCUGUACUUGAUAAAAUAUAAAAUAGAAAAUAAUAUAUAAUAGAGUGACAGAAUAGUGACAGAAGGACUCAAAGAUUUAAGGUGGUUCGGCUGUAGAGGUCUGCAUCCAUCGUAGGAAUUGGCCGAUAAGGUAACAUUUUUAAUGUAUUGACUUGAUAAUAUUGUAUAAGAAAUGAUACACAUACAUUUUUUAUACAUUUCUUACAGAUCUCUAUACAACUGAGUUUCAAAUUCACCAUUAAA